Hippopotamus amphibius kiboko is the source of this 2067-nucleotide messenger RNA. RefSeq names its product cerebellin 3 precursor (gene CBLN3). The transcript has 4 exons. Bases 319 to 936 code for a protein of 205 amino acids. Gene Ontology annotation, molecular function: protein binding. The record is from RefSeq and is a predicted model, not a curated record. NCBI's taxonomy places the organism in Eukaryota, Metazoa, Chordata, Mammalia, Artiodactyla, Hippopotamidae.
GCUCGGAGCCUGCGGGGUCGGGUCUCCGCGCUCUUCUGAGUUUUCGGCAGCUCCGCGCAGUUGUUUCUCAGGAAUGAGGCACCACUUCGUGGAGAGAUGGAGAGCCCAACUGCUGUCAUUUUGUGCCCUGCCAAGGAGGAGGGAACUGCAGUGACAGCAGGAGUGAGAGGCAGGACAGAGUCGAGAUACCAAGACCAGGUGACCAUGAGUCCCAGAGAGAGGGCUGAGAAGCAGGGUGAGGGGUGGUGAGAGCCUGGGGGAGAGGACACAACCAAGGAGCAGAAAGAGAAGGCUUGUGGGUCACAGAGCCACUCAGCCAUGCUGGGAGCAAAGCGACACUGGCCACCAGGUCCCUCACUCAGCCCCGGACUGCCCUUGGCCCUGACACUUCUGGCCCUGAGGGCCGGGUGGGCCCAGGAAGGGGCAGAGCCAGUGCUCCUGGAAGGUGAGUGCCUGGUGGUCUGUGAGCCUGGCAGAGCUGCUGCAGGGGCGCCAGGGGGAGCAGCCCUGGGAGAGGCGCCCCCUGGAAGAGUGGCAUUUGCUGCAGUCCGAAGCCACCACCACGAGCCAGCAGGGGACAUCAGCAAUGGCACCAGCGAAGCCAUAUACUUCGACCAGGUCCUGGUGAAUGAGGGCGGUGGCUUUGACCGGGCCUCGGGCUCCUUCGUGGCCCCUGUCCGGGGCGUCUACAGCUUCCGGUUCCAUGUGGUAAAGGUGUACAACCGCCAAACUGUCCAGGUGAGCCUGAUGCUGAACACAUGGCCUGUCAUCUCAGCCUUUGCCAAUGACCCAGAUGUGACCCGGGAGGCAGCCACCAGCUCUGUGCUCCUGCCCCUGGAUCCUGGGGACCGGGUAUCUCUGCGCCUGCGUCGAGGGAACCUGCUGGGUGGCUGGAAAUAUUCAAGCUUCUCUGGCUUCCUCAUUUUCCCACUCUGAGGACUCAAGCCUUUCAAGGAUGGGAAUCUAGCCCCUGCCCUCUGCCCUCUGCCCUCUCCUACCCCAGAUGUAGCAUCUUUAGGGCAGGAGAGACUCCCUUUGGCUGCCUUUAUUCCACUUCCUUGCAUGGGACCCUGUGCCAAACAUCCAAGGUGAAGAGUAGAGCUCUGGUGUCUUGGGAACUGCCCCUCUCACCCCACCCACUGUCUCUCUUUCUGCCUACAGCCCUAGGAUCAGGGCAGGGUUUGGCAGGUAGGGAGGCCUGCGCUUCUUUGCAGACUCUGCUCCUGCUGUUCCCCAUCCCUGACCCAGCUUCCUGCUCAGUGCUGUUUAGGAACAGGUGGCACAGGUGAUCCUCACAGGCCCCUACAGGGGACCAGAUGGACCAGCCUCCGCGUACCCAGUAGGCUCCUUCCUGUGAGGAGUGCUGCCAUCAGAGGUCUUGGCCAGCACAGUCAGAAGCUGAGCCAGCACUGUGUGGACUUGGGCGGGAGGGAGGCUCAGCCGCUAGCAAGAGUGUGGGGAGGGCCAGAGAGCAGCCCAGAGCCUGUGGCUGGUGCGGCAGGAAGGGGGCAUGCACCCAGCCUGAACACAGUACAAAUUUUUCGUGUACAUUGGGGCAGCCUGCAGACAGUGAACCCAGGCAUCUAUUUGUGGCACGUCUCAGAUGGACUCCGGCCCUCACCUCCCCACCCAAGACAUGGGUUGUGUAUGUUUGCUUUGGCCGAGAGCAGGUAUACAGAGCCUCCUUUGGCAGCUGGAGGUGGAGGUAGGUCACAUGUGGGCAAUUGUAGACCUCCAGGCAUGGAACACGUCAAUGACCACGGCCACCUCCUAGAACUGCUCCACCUUUGUAGUCUGAACUUCAAUUACUUCAUGUUCUAGCCACCACCUCCUUCCUCCUAGCUCUCUCAGCGACCUUCACUGUACCCGCUCCACAGUAUCCUGCAACCUCUCUUCUUUCUCCUGAUUCGUGCUAUCUUAUCCUCCUUCUUAAACUUGCUGUUACCUCAGAUUCCAUAAUUCAUCCUUUCAACCACUCUUCCUGCCAGUACUGUAAACUUUGUCUCACCUCUGUGUCCCAUUGGCCCAGCAUGGAUGACUCUAUCAAUAAAGUAAGUAGAGAAUGAU